Nicotiana tabacum (common tobacco) is the source of this 435-nucleotide messenger RNA. The record is from RefSeq and is a predicted model, not a curated record. Lineage: Eukaryota; Viridiplantae; Streptophyta; Magnoliopsida; Solanales; Solanaceae.
AUGGGAAUCCUAAGCGGAAUCGACAACUAUCUCUCCGCUUAUGGCGUGGCGAAAUUACCCGUCUUCACAUCAGCACUUCUCAUUGCCUCUCAACUUGCUUUCACGGCCGGCUUUGCUUUCCUUCUUGUGAAACAAAAGUUCUCUGCAUACUCCAUCAAUUCCAUUUAUCUUCUGACACUUGGUGCGGUUGUAUUGGCUCUCCACGCAAAAAGUGACAGGCCGAAAGGGGAGUCGAAAAAGGAGUAUAUUUUAGGGUUUGUCUUGACACUUGGAGCUGCAGCUUUGUAUGGACUUAUUUUACCUUUGUUUGAGUUGUUGUACAAAAAGGCAAAGCAAACAAUCACUUACACACUUGUGUUGGAGAUUCAAGCUGUGUAUUGCUUUUUUGCUACUGUGGUUUGCACAAUUGGGAUGAUAAUAAACAAAGACUUUCAG